UAACGCUGGUUAAUUCUGAAAGAAACGUUUUCCACUUUACGCGAAUCCUUCAUUUGAUCAAGCUGCGCUCCCGUAGUUGCGUCACAUGUUGACUUCUGCGGCUAAAGUUGGAGCUACCGAUAGCUUAGCAACAUCUUCUGGUGAAAGGGAAACCGACAGAGAGAAAAACACCGAGUCUGUGGCUUGUUCGCUCGUCGCUAGCGUAAACAUUUGGGAGGUCGUAAAGUGAAAGUAUUGUUCUGUGUGAAAGUUACGUGUUAGUUGCUGUAUUUGUUGCGACAUGCUAAUCCAGCUAGCUGGUUAGCUAGCCAGGAAGAGUUGAGACAUAACUGUUGGCUUCAGCCAACAUAGACAGCAAAGGAGCGAGCUGAGAGAGAGCUCCAGAUGCGGCUAAAGGAUCCCUUUUCUUUGAAAGCCGCCGACAUGACAAAGCGGACUAAUAAACCACGGAAACCUCGAGAUGAGGAGUCAUCAGAUGAAGUCAGUGGGUUGACAUGCCAACAUGUUAACAAAGCAGUGGACCUGAGCUCGGUGAAGAAGUCGGUCCUGUCAAGCGUGUGGUUGGUCUGCUCCGAGUGUCUGAGGGAGAGGACGAUGAUCGACGGUGAGCCGGCAGCGUCCCACGACAUCCUGGUCUGCCUCAAGUGUGGCUUUCAGGGCUGUAACCAAUCAGGAAUCCAGCAUGCCGUCAAGCAUCACCAGACUUUUCAUCCAGAGUCGCACUGUAUCACGAUCAGCCUGAACACGUGGAAGGCCUGGUGCUUUGAAUGUAACGAAGAGCUCUCUACACACUGCAACAAGAAGGCUUUGGCUCAGACUCUCGACUUUUUACAGAAGCAUUCUGUCAAGGCGACAUCAGGAACAUGAAGCUUCCCGCUCUUUCCUGUCUUCUGAUGUCAACAUUUAUGCGAGAGUGUCUUCCACCUCCAACC
Messenger RNA from Poecilia latipinna (sailfin molly), 932 nucleotides. Its product is annotated as ubiquitin carboxyl-terminal hydrolase 45-like. Bases 385 to 867 code for a protein of 160 amino acids. Gene Ontology annotation, molecular function: zinc ion binding. NCBI's taxonomy places the organism in Eukaryota, Metazoa, Chordata, Actinopteri, Cyprinodontiformes, Poeciliidae. The transcript has 6 exons. The record is from RefSeq and is a predicted model, not a curated record.